CUGCACUGAAACUUGAGGGGGUCGUCGGUUGAGGAGUCUUAUCCAUUACGCACGCCGUCCUUGGACCUGGAGCGCCGUUUGCGGUCCAGUCUGCGAUGUCAGGCUUCCAAUGACGUCAGUGCUCAGUAGGCCUAAAUAUUUUGCGUGUAUGAAUACAACUUCAUGCCCAUAUCAAACACAAGCAAGCCAUAGCCCUACAGACUCUAAUCAAUACUGUAGAAGUACUUGAAUACAUAUAUUUAUUCUUUUUUUUUUUUUUUUACAAAAAAAUUAAGCAAGUGCAAACCUGUGGAACAAUGUGAUGAAGUGAAAAUGUUUGUUCAUUCAGAUGUGUUGAUCUGGUGCAAUGUGUGAUUGAUUUAUUCAGACAUCUGCAAUUUCCGUGCAGGUUUGAAUCAAUUUUAAAACGCUGAUCCUUCCUUGUUGAUUUGUAUCAAAAUAAAUAUAUUCUACUAUAAACCUUUCAUUGUUUUGCCUUGUAUUAUUUAUAAAGGUGUUAUUGGUCGAGGUCAGCAUGCUGAUAAAAUGUUAGCGUUUACCAUAUCAUGCCAUUUAAACCAAUAUGAUAUUGUCACACUUUAAUUGCAUAGUUAUAUAUGGCUCUUGCUAACAUUAAGGUCUAGAUUGGGAUUUUAGAUGAGAAAGAAUCGGUGUCGGCGUGCGUUAAAGCGCGCCCCCCUCCGACUCAAAUAUUGGGGACACCUAUCGACGGGGUAGGGAGCGCGCAUCUUCUGUGCUCGAAUUCACCGAGCAGCACUCACGGUUACCGUGUGCUCCCGGAGAUCUGGGCGAGGGGAGCCAGUGGUCAGAACAGAGACGGAGGGGGAGAAAGAUGGAGGUUAGGUUUUGUGGGAGACUUCUGUGCUUGGCCGCGUUGUUCACUGUCCUAUGUGUCGCGUCUGUCUUCGGGAAACACGUCAAAGGCAUCGUCAACACCAAAGAGGACUGGGUUUUCCUCACACGCUUUUGCUUUCUAACUACAGAAGGACGCCUUGACUUUCGGUUCCGCUACUCAAAGUCUCGCUGCUGUCAGAACAUAUUGCUCUACUUUGAUGACAGCUCUCAGUGGCCAGCUGUGUACAAGAAGCCCGAUAAGAACUGUUACCAGAAGGAGGAGGUGCUCCGACCAGAGAACAACCAGGUCAUCAACCUCACCACACGCUACACCUGGUCUGGCUGUGUGGUGGAGGAGGAUGGGGACGAGGAGGUGCUCAGCUGCGAGGGCGGACGUAGUUUCCGCUCCGUCAGGGAGAGGUGGUGGUACAUUGCGCUCAGCAAGUGUGGGGGCGAGGGCCUACAGCUGGAGUAUGAGAUGAAUCUAACCAACGGACAGUCCUUCUGGACCAAGCAUUUCUCCGCGGAUGAGUUUGGUAAAGAGCGAUUAGACAGGACCGAGUGAGAGUCAACAGAGAGGACGAGGGAAAGAGAAACAUAGAGAGAGGACAAGAGAGAGAGAGACAUACAGUGAGGACGAGAGAGAG
This is a messenger RNA of Gadus macrocephalus (Pacific cod), 1481 nucleotides long. It is a transcript of the gene tmem145, whose product is annotated as transmembrane protein 145. The transcript is spliced from 6 exons. NCBI's taxonomy places the organism in Eukaryota, Metazoa, Chordata, Actinopteri, Gadiformes, Gadidae. The coding region runs from base 833 to 1399 and encodes 188 amino acids. Gene Ontology annotation, biological process: G protein-coupled receptor signaling pathway; response to pheromone. The record is from RefSeq and is a predicted model, not a curated record.